Nomia melanderi (Alkali bee) is the source of this 14134-nucleotide messenger RNA. Lineage: Eukaryota; Metazoa; Arthropoda; Insecta; Hymenoptera; Halictidae. The record is from RefSeq and is a predicted model, not a curated record.
UCAGGAUUCGCGUCUCGCUCGCGCGAGAGGAAGAGUGAGCGCGGCGCGGCGCGGAGCGUCCCGUCUACCCACACGCACGGUGCACAAUAAGAAUCAGGCCGAAGGAUCGUGUUCGCGCGCACGCACACGUGUAUAACCCCCUGUUUGUGCUGGCGGUAACAUCCCACGCCGUGCGACACACACCAGAGAGAAAGACAGAGCGAGCGACAGAACGGCAAGAGGUAGGGAGAAGUACGAUCGGCGCGUUCUCCAGGCGAAAGAGGUUCGUGUGUGCUGUGCACGUACACGUACGCGUCGUGGGCAAACGGCGGAGAGACGGAGAGGAACGGAGCACCGGCGGUGUGGUCACUAGGGCCGGCGAACGGUCGUCGAUGCCACAUCGACUCGCGGUACCGGACCGAGAGCAUCGGUUCAACGAGCACUUACCAUUCUCGAUCGCGUCACGCGCGCCGCCUCUGCCCCCGUGCUUUUGCACCGAGAGAUAACGCCGCUUAAGACGAACCGGGACAACGUACACACACACAAACGCGUGCACGCGAGAAUAACAGCGAACAGCGGCGAGCACAGCUAGCCAGGCAGAGGGAAGAAGCAGAGAGAGGGACGCAGGAGGAAGAAACGAAUCGCAGGUACGCGCACCAAGCCGACGAAUACCUCAGGGACGAAGAGAAACGAGUUUGCGAACGGGACCGGUCACGGUGUGGAUUCUUCGGUCCGGGAGAUCGACGCGUGUGUCCCCUAACAGCCAGUGACUAGUAAACAUUAGAACCAUUUACGUUGCUCACCUGUUUCUCCGUCGUUUAUCUUAUUCGCGCGUGGUUCGGUGGUCUUCGCGAGGUGUCGAUCGUCGCAUGAGAAGGACCGAUAAGCCAGUGAACGCGAGCGGCGCACCCUCGAAAUGACUAUACACAAGAGCAGCGCGAGGACGAGGACCAAGGGCAAGGAGCUAGCGUCCAGCGCACAGGACACGACUACCAUGGAGACGGUGGAAGUGGUGUCCACGAGCGUCGUUGAGGAAGCUAGCCAGGUAAUGGAGAGCGAGUCUAGGAGCAGCACGAUGGAAGUAACCAGCUCCAGCCGGGAGGUCGUCAUGGAUUCUAAGGGUAACGUGAUCAAGGUGAUCGAGAGUGACCCUAGAACGAUCGGCCAUAGCACGUCUAGCUACAGAGCAGGCAAGAGCUCACAGGAUUUCAUAGCAACGGAGCAAACGCAGUUGCUCAAACAAGGGAAACCUAUCCAAGACGGUCGACGAAGCACGAACGAGAUCGAGAUCUCUUCGGACGCCCUUCGUCGUGCAGAAACAUCCGGACAAAUGAGCAGAGUGUCCGAGUCCCGGAGUCACGGGGAGUCUCGCAUGGAAACUGUUCAACAGUCGAGCUUCUCUACGGUACAGACGUCGGAUGAUCAUGGUCAUGUUUCGACGACCAAGAUCUCCAAGGGUGUGACGAACGGCGACGAGCCGCGUGUUCACACAUCCUCCAAAUCCUACGAGUCGAAAUCGGCCAGCCACGAGACUCGCGAGGAGGUCACCAAAGACGGCCAGACGGUUUCCAGCAUGACGAGGAUCCGCGAGUCCGGCGAGAGGCUGGACGACAAUGGUCAUGUGAGCGCCACACAGAGCCGCAGCGUCGACAACGAGACCACGGCCGUGCCCUCGGGCCCAGGUCGCCGCAUUGACGGCGGCAAGGUCAUCGAAUCCAGCGUCGGUGAAAGCGACGCGAAGGAAACCGUCGCCCGUUGCAACAAGCCGGGGCAGUCCGCGUGGGAUGGCACGUUCGUCAGCGAAAGUCCGCCACCGGCUAGGGACAGGGCUGCGACGCCACGGGGGGACACCGCGGCGAAAGUAGAUCGGCUGGUUUCCGGGGCGGUCUCGCGGGACGUCGAGUCGGCCGUUGAAAUCACCGAGGCGAGUUCAGUGAUCGACCAUCGUGUCUCGUCCACAUCGACGGUGAGUCGCGACUCGAAGGUCCUCGUCGACGAAGGUAGGACAACUUCUAGCUCCGUGGAAAGCCACGAUAGGAAUGUCGGCAGGCUUUCGCAGGAAUCGAGACAGGUCGAGCCGAAAGCUUCCGGCAGACGAUCCAGGCCUGGAGACUCCUCUUGGGACGGCACCUUCGUGAUGGAGAAGCAUCCUGAGCCGAGGACGAGGAACGUCUCUGAUGCCACUAUUUUCCAGCAUCCUGAUGGAAGUAAUGUUGUAGAAUCGACGCAGAGGACUGAUUUGAGAGAGAAAAGCACCGAUGGGUCGUACGAGAAGAUGUCCACGAACGUUGUCCAUGUGGUUCAGGGAGCUACCGAGUCCUCGAGAUUUAUCUCUGAGGAACGGAGGGACGUUACACAGGAGUUUCACGUUGACGGGAAACUGGUGAGCGAAGAGGACGCUUCGAAGGACAGGUCCUCGGUGACUAAGAGGAUCGGUAGACCUGGGGAUUCAGCGUGGAACGGUAAAUUCGUGUACGAAAAGCCUCAGGAGACUACGAAGAGGUCCACGAAGGAUGAGAUGGUUGUCAAGAAGAGCGACAAGCGGCUAGAUACUGUGGACGUUCAGGACAUCACUGAAGAGCACAAUGUUUCUAGCAUGUCCGAGUCCGUUUCGACCUCUUAUGUAGUUGAGUAUGCCAGUUCCAGUGACGAGAAGGUCAAAAACGUGGAGAAGGUAACUUCUGUCUCGGAGACGAUCUUUGAAGAGGAUUCCGGGGAGUUUAGAUCGUCCAAUCGUUUUGGUAGUCCGGAGAAAACUAUGAAACUGGACUCGUCGACGCGCAACUACAGACCUGGCCAAUCGACCUGGGACGGUAGUUUCGUUCGCGAGAAACCUCAAGCUCCUGAACGUCGCCGGAAAAUGGACACCCGUCAUGCGACAGAUUCCGUGAUCAUUAGGGAUGUCACUGAGGACAACACGAUCAAUGAGGCGGAGUUGUCGAGUGCGUCCUACGUGGUCGAGCACUCGUCCAGCACGCAGAGCUUCGCCGACAUCAGGGACUCGAGUCUCUCUUCGGUGCACGAGAUCAUCAGCGACAGCGCCGUGCAGGCGGAUAAGCUGUCCAGCAGACCAGGGAGUCCUGAAAAAACGCCGCGAGCAAGGGACACGCGAGUCACAAAGCCUGGGUCGUCCACAUGGGACGGGACCUUCGUCCCAGAAAAAUCGCCUGACACGAAGAGACCACCUAGCAGGGAGUCCGUUACUGAUAGAUCAGUGGUUUCAGAAAAAUCACCGGACACGAAGAGACCACCUAGCAGGGAAUCCGUUACCGAUAGAUCAGUGGUUCCAGAAAAAUCGCCUGAUACGAAGAGGCCACCUAGCAGAGAGUCCAUUACAGAAAGAUCCGUAGUUCGGGCAACGAUUGAUGAUGUCCCAGUCGCCAGACCCAGGAAACACGUCAGCGAUACCACCUUGAACCUCCAGGACAGUUUGGUGUCCAGCACGUCGGCUAUGAUCAGCAACUCGAUCGUGGUGGAACAGUCCAGCGUACAGGAGAGUUACUCGGACUCUUCGAACACAGACUUCUCUACCAGCUCAGUGGAAACGGUUAUCAUCCGCGAUGGCGUGCCUACGUCCACCAGGAAGACCGUUACCAUUGAGCAGGGACCUAAGACUCCUGAGAAGAAACCUUCGGAACCCAGCGAACCUAAACGACCGGAAGACCUAAAGUCGCCUGGAAAACGUCCUGAUACUCCUGAUAAAACUGAUAGAUCCGUCAGACCUUCGAAACCGGGUGCUUCCACCUGGGACGGGUCAUUUACUUACGAGAAACCUGUCGAGAAGCCACUUGACAAGAAGAAACCGAUUGAUACAUCACGCACAACGAAACAGAUCCCUGUUCAACCUUCGCCAACGGAUACUGCAAAGGUUCCUGAAGACAAACCGACUUAUCUCACUAAAAAGUCGAUCACUUUGUCGGAUACCUCUAGGGACGUGCAGACAUCUGAAUUCACUACUUCCACCACAUUAGAGCGUACCCUUGUCUCUGAUAAUAUUUUAGAUACGAGUGAAGUGUUCACGAAAAUUAUACGCGACACCGAUGAUAGAAAACCUAAGGAACCCGAGAAAGGUCCUCGAGAAAACAUCUCAGGAUUGCAGAUUCGGGAACAGCCUGAAGAUGGUAGAAAGUCUCCAGAAAAGGGUCCUAAAGGUUCAGAAAAGAGUCCUAAAAGUCCAGAAAAAGUUCCUAAGAGUCCAGAAAAGACUCCGACGUCAGCUCGGCCGACAAAAUUAGGAGCUUCUACUUGGGACGGUUCCUUCGUGUACGAAAAGCCGCAAGAUCAGAAGAAAGAAGUUCCUGAUCGGAAGAAAGACGUCCCUGAUCAGAAAAAGGGACCUUGCGACGAAGCAAAGUCGCCGAAGGAUUCUCCCGUAAAAGGAGCGCCCAAGGAUAAGCCGGACUCGUUGGUCCCCAAAAAGGAUGACACGUACGUUUCUGUUAUCGAACGCGACUUGAAGGAUGUCAGGGAUGUCAAAGAGAUGACGGACUUCGAAAUGAUCCAGCGAUCUUCAUACGUGAUCGAUCAAUCGUCCAGCUUCACAUCGGUGCAGGACGCUCGCGACGUGGUCGAGGAGCGCGUCAUCAGUGAAUUCACCACGGACACGCGUAAAGAUGUGAGAGAUGUCACUAAAUCAACGACCGAAUUCAUCGACAAAGAGCAGGUGACUAGUAUGGUAGCGCGGGAUGUCGUCGACGACGCCCGGUUCGACAAGUUUGCCAGCUCGGUACCAAGAUCCCCAGUCGAUUCUCCGCGGAAAACCUCGCCAGAGAGGCCAGGAUAUCCACGUGGAAUCCCUGGGCUUAGGGAGGACGAUCGACCGAAACCGAUCCCGGCCGCUGGGAAACCAAGUCGACCUCCUCAACGCGAAGACAGUCCCAAAAGAACCCCCGUGGGCAGAUCGCAGUCGCCGGAUAAGCCUCGCGAUUUCGUCUCGCCCGCGGGGAAACCGUUACCAGCGGCGGGAAAACCGAGUCGGCCCGAGGAACGGCCGACACCUGGGAAACCAUCUCGACCGGAGGAAACGGCCGGGAAACCCUCACGUCCCGGCGAUAAACCGAAAAGGGGUGAUCAGACACCCGACUCCCUCGACGAGGACGACGUUCAGCCGGAGAAGCUGCCAGAUAUUCUGUCGAAGAUCCCUUUGAAGGAGCAAUGCAUCUGCGAGCUCUGCACCUGCGGACUGCAUCGUUGCCCGCACAACCUUCCGCAGGACCAUUUGGAGAUUCCCCGUGAGCCUGUGCACGCAGUGAGCUCGUAUCGCGAGGAGUUCGACGAGAAACGUGUUGACAGGCAGACCAUCUACCACCAUGAAGAUCACUUGCGGAUGGAGGGCGACUUCAUCGGCGAGAGGCGGACAGAUUACGUGGCGACGAGGGGUGAGAGGGCACCGGUGAGGAAACCGCAGGAUCACCUGAAGCCCGAGGGUGAAUUCGUCGGUAGGCCGAAGGAGGAGGCGCCGACCAGGGGUGAAAGGGCUCCGGUGACGAAGCCGAAAGAUAACUUGAAACCCGAAGGUGAAUUCAUUGGCAGGCCAAAAGAGGAGGCGCCGAAAUAUGGAGAUCGCGCGCCGGUCAAAAGGCCACAGGACAACCUCAGACCCGAAGGAGAAUUUGACACCACGACUACAACGGAGCUGGUGUUCACCGGAACGCCCGGUGAGCGACCGAGUCCGGUUCGUCGUAACACGUACACGAAGGUCGAGGGUGAAUUCAUUGACGCGACCACCACGAGGUCGGAGUACAUCGAUCAUCGUACCGUGCAGCGUGCUGAGAUCGUCAAGCGGACGGACAACCUCACGGUGGGAGAGGGUGAAUUCACGGGUGCCUCUCAUCUCAAGGAGGAUUUCCACAGUUACGACGUGAUCGAACGAGAACCUCGACGACGGCUCACGUACGGCGAUGAGGAUGAGGACCGGUUCUACAGUAAGACCGACGUGGUCGAGAGCACCACGACCACGCAGGAGCAAUAUCGCACGUUCGACCAGAUGGAUUACAGGAGUACCGCCGUGUUCAGACGAGAUGACAACUUGAAACCAGAAGGACCAUUCGAGGGUGUUCCCCACACGAAGGACGACUACGUGGUGCCAGCGAUAACCAGGAGACCGGAGCCGCAGAAGCCGAAGGAUAAUUUGAGGCCGGAAGGAACAUUCGAGGGAAGGCCGAAAGACGAUUACAUGCCAACAAGGGGUGAAAGGGCGGACGUGAAGAGACCGCAGGACAACCUGAGACCCGAAGGACCAUUUGAAGGACGUCCCAAAGACGACUUUUCGCCUAAAAGAGCUGAAAGACCUGAAUUCAAGAAGCCUCAGGAUAAUUUGAGACCCGAGGGACCCUUCGAAGGUCGUUCUAAAGAUGAUUACGUGCCAACAAGAGGCGAACGUGCGGAUGUUAAACGUCCAGAGGAUAAUCUGAGACCGGAGGGACCGUUUGAAGGAAGACCAAAAGAUGACUUUUCACCUAAAACAGCUGAAAGACCUGUAGUGAAGAGGCCUCAGGAUAAUUUGAGACCGGAGGGUCCAUUUGAAGGAAGGCCUAAGGAUGAUUAUAAGCCUACGAGAGGUGAAAGGGCUGAUGUUAAACGGCCGGAAGAUAAUCUAAAACCCGAAGGACUCUUCGAGGGACGGCCUAAAGACGACUUCACACCGAAGUCAACUGAACGUCCAGAUGUGAAGAGACCACAAGAUAACUUGCGACCAGAAGGACCGUUUGAAGGACGUCCAAAAGAUGAUUUCUCUCCGAAAUGGGCUGAACGUCCUGAGGUAAAAAGACCAGAGGACAAUUUGAGACCGGAAGGACCAUUCGAAGGUCGUCCUAAGGAUGACUACAAGCCGACCAGAGGUGAAAGAGCAGACGUAAAGAGACCUCAAGAUAACUUAAGACCAGAAGGACCUUUCGAGGGUCGUCCGAAAGACGAUUUCUCACCAAAACGUGCCGAACGUCCGGAUGUCAAGCGUCCAGAGGAUAAUCUGAGACCUGAAGGUCCAUUCGAAGGUCGCCCGAAAGAUGAUUUCACUCCGAAAUGGGCUGAACGUCCUGAAGUCAAGAGGCCACAAGACAAUUUGAGGCCAGAAGGUCCCUUCGAAGGACGUCCAAAGGAUGAUUUCUUGCCUAAGACAGCGGAACGUCCGGAAGUUCGAAAGCCUCAAGACAAUCUUCGUCCUGAAGGUGUUUUCCAGGACCGUCCUAGGGAUGAAUAUACACCUGCCGAACGUCCAGAAGUCAAGAGGCCUCAAGACAACUUACGUCCUGAGGGUGAAUUUGAGGUCCCACAAAAGCCUGUGUUCGGUCCUGCCGAGAGACGUACACCCAUCAAGCAUCCCGACAACCUUCGUCCCGAGGGAGACUUCGAAAGACCAGAUCACGAAGAGUAUCGUCCAGCCGAGAGACCAGAUGUGAAGAAACCUAGAGACAAUCUGAAACCUGAAGGUGACUUCGAGCGUCCACAGCCUGAGAAGGUUGCUCCAGCUGAAAGGAGGACACCCAUCAAGCACCCAGACAAUUUAAAACCUGAAGGAGAAUUCGUCGGCAAGCCCAAGGACGACUUCACGCCUACUAAAGGCGAUAGGGCAGUGGUCAAGAGGCCGGAAGACAAUCUAAGGCCAGAAGGUCCCUUCGAAGGUCGUCCUAAAGAUGACUAUCAACCUGUCCGUGGUGAACGUGUCGAGAUAGUAAAGAGAACUGACAAUCUUCGAAUGGAAGGAGACAUCGAGACCUACAGGUCCAGGGAUGAGUUCUCGCAGUUCUUGAUCCAUGAGAGGGCGGAAGUAAUGAAGUACCAGGACAACCUCCGCAUGGAAGGUGAGUUCACCGACGUCAGAACUAGGGACGAUUUCAAAGUAGUUAGGGGUGAACGUGUGGACAUUGUCAGACAUCCGGAUAAUUUGAAACCGGAAGGUUCCUUCGAAGGUCGUCCGAAGGAUGACUUCAGUCCGAAGAAAGCAGAGAGGCCAGAAGUCAGGAGACCUGAAGAUAACUUGAAGCCUGAGGGAGAGUUCAUUGGCAGACCGAAAGAGGAGACACCAACGAAAGGUGAAAGAGCGCCGAUUAAGAAACCUGUGGACAAUUUGAAACCCGAGGGUGAAUUCGAAAGGCCUGAGAAGACACCAUUUGGUCCAGCUGAAAGAAGAACUCCAAUCAAGCAUUCUGACAACUUGAGACCUGAAGGCGACUUCGAGAGACCGCGACCAGAGGAAUUUAGACCCGCUGAGAGGCCAAUUGUCAAGAAACCACAAGACAAUCUUUAUCCUGAAGGUGAAAUCGAGAUGCCAGAGAGGAAACCGUUUGGCCCGGCUGAAAGGAGGACUCCGAUCAAACACGCGGACAACUUGAAGCCUGAAGGAGAUUUCGAGAGACCUCAGCCGGAAGAGUUCAAACCUGCUGAAAGGCCAGUAGUGAAGAGACCGGAAGACAACUUGAAGCCGGAAGGUGACUUCGUUGGACGUCCGAGGCAAGAAGCUCCGAAGAGAGGCGAGAGGGCUGAUGUCAAGAAACCGAGGGACAAUCUCUAUCCAGAGGGAGAAAUAGAGGUACCAGAAAGGAAACCAGUUGGUCCUGCUGAAAGGAGGUCACCUAUCAAGCAUUCGGAUAACUUAAAACCCGAAGGAGAAUUUGAAAGGCCGCGACCUGAAGAAUUCAGACCCGCUGAGAGGCCAAUCGUCAAGAAACCCCAGGACAAUCUGAAGCCUGAAGGUGACUUCAUCGGACGGCCGAAGGAGGACACUCCGCUAAAAGGUGAAAGAGCAGAUGUCAGAAGACCAGAGGACAAUCUGAAGCCAGAAGGAACCUUUGAGAGGCCUGAGAGACAACCGGUAGGUCCCGCUGAGAGAAGAAGCCCUAUUAAACAUCCAGAUAACCUGAGGCCCGAAGGCGACUUCGAGAGGCCAGAAUACGAACAGUAUAGGCCCGCUGAAAGACCUGAAGCGAAGAAGCCCAAGGACAACUUGAAGCCGGAAGGAGAGUUCGAAAGACCGGAGCCGAAGAAGAUUGGUCCAGCUGAGAGAAGGACCCCCAUCAAACACGCGGACAACCUGAAACCUGAAGGUGACUUUAUAGGAAAGCCAAAGGAAAAAGCUCCGAAACGCGGAGACCGUGCAGACGUGAAGAGACCUCGGGACAAUUUGCGGCCAGAGGGUGAAUUCGAGAGGCCAAGUAAGUCUCCCGUUAAGCCAGCUGAGAAGAGGACACCCAUCAAGCAUCCGGAUAAUCUUAAACCAGAAGGAGAGUUCGUUGGUAGACCCAAGGACGAUUACAAGCCGACGAAAGGGGAACGCGCUGAUGUGAAGAGGCCUGAGGACAACUUGAAACCCGAAGGUCCAUUCGAAGGUCGACCGAAAGAUGACUUUGUCCCAGUUCGGGGUGAGCGUGUCGAUAUUGUGAAACGUACGGACAACCUACGAAUGGAAGGAAACAUUGAAACAUAUAGGUCCAGAGACGAAUACACUGACUUCUUGAUUAGAGAGAGGGCAGAGGUCACCAAGUAUCAGGAUAAUCUACGAGUAGAGGGAGAAUUCACGGAUGUGAGGACACGAGAUGACUUCAAGGUAGUCAGGGGCGAGAGAAUGGAGGUGGUGAAGCACCGGGACAAUCUAAAACCAGAGGGUCCGUUUGAGGGUCGUCCUAAAGAUGAUUAUUCACCAAAGAAGGCGGAAAGACCGGAAAUUAGAAAACCCGAGGACAAUUUGAAGCCUGAAGGAGAGUUCGAGAGGCCAGAGAAAGCACCUGUUGGUCCUGCGGAGAGACGAUCGCCAAUCAAACAUCCCGACAACUUGAAACCCGAGGGACAGUUCGCGCAGAGGCCUAAGACACCGACACCUACCAAAGGCGACAGAGCAGCAGUGAAGAAGCCUAAAGAUAAUCUACGUCCCGAAGGUGACUUUGACAGGCCAGUGAAGUCUCCGGUUGGUCCAGCUGAAAGAAGAUCACCUAUCAAACAUCCGGAUAACUUACAUCCAGAAGGUGACUUCACUGGAAGACCUAGACAAGAUGCACCGACGAGAGGCGAACGCGCUGACGUGAAGAAACCGAAGGACAAUUUGCACCCCGAAGGUGAAUUCGCGAAGAGGACACCUCAGAAGGUUGGCCCAGCCGAGAGACGUACACCCAUUCGUCACGAGGAUAAUCUACAUCCUGAAGGUGAUUUCUACGUCUCACCCAAGGACGACUUUGUCCCAAAGAAGGGUGAACGUGCGCCUGUUAGAAGGCCUCAAGACAAUCUCCGACCUGAAGGCGAAAUGGAGGUUAGCCCAUCCUCUAAGGAUGACUAUAGACACGUGAACGGUGAACGUGUGGAGGUUCGUCGUCACGAGGAUCAUCUGAGAAUGGAGGGUGAGAUCGAUGUUCGUCGAUCUCGUGAUGAUUACAAGAGGAUCACUAAAGUGGAGAGGGUGGAUGUGAGGAAGAGGGAAGAUAACUUGAAGAUAGAAGGCGAAUUCACUGAUAUUCGCCGCAGGAACGACUACACACAUAUGGUCGCUGACAGGACACCUGUCAAAAGGCAUCCCGACAACCUGCGCCCUGAAGGAGACUUCGAGCGUCCUCAAAAGACGCCGCUGGGUCCUGGCGAACGUAGAACUCCUAUCAGACACCCGGACAAUUUGAAGCCUGAAGGUGACUUCGAAAGAAGAACACCUGAGAGGGUUGGUCCUGUUGAGCGUCGGUCCCCUAUUCGUCAUUCAGAUAAUUUGAAACCGGAAGGAGACUUCGUUGCCAGGCCACGAGACGAUUUCACACCUAAGAGGGCUGAGAGAGCUGAAGUGAUUCGCCGGGAAGAUAACCUGAAGAUGACAGGUGAAUUCCAGGAUACUACUUCUCAGAGAUCUACUUACACUGUUGUUCGUGGUGAGCGGGCGGAAAUCAAGCGCCACGAAGAUAAUCUGAAGCUUAGCACCGGGACCAUGGAAACAAAGACUACUAACAGGGACACCUUUACGCCUACCAAGAAGGAAGACUCUCCAGCUGGUAGAACCACCAGCCGCAAACAUCACAUGGAAUCGUCGAUCACUCUGGGUGACGAUCACGCAGCUAUGAGCACGAUGACCACUCAGAGGAAUUACAACACGUUCACCAAACGCACUGCCAAGGAGGUAGCCGCGAAGAUCAGCAGCAUGGAAAUUGACACUAAGAGAAACGUGUCUGCAGAGUCCAGAACCCUAGAAAACGGUACCACGGUCACCACUGUAAGAAAGACUACCCACUCCGGCGAAAGAAUUUCGUCCUCUCAAAAUAUUCAACAACACGGUCAACAGGUUGUAUCCGAUCAUCGCGCCAUUCAACCGUCCGAUGGUCCUCAUUCCGACUCCAGGAGGUCUCUAACCAAUCAGCAAUACACAAACGAACACCACCAGAGGGUACAUUCCAGCGAGCAACAUUUAAGAUCUCAAAAUCUAUCUCACAGUCGACGCGUUGUAGACGACAGGUCCUUGAUGGAUGCCCAGACUCAGCGUAGUCAUACCAGUGAAAGCAACCAGCGACAACUGGAGAGACACCAAGAGUCCAGCAAGCGAGAUUACGUUAAUACUCAACAUAUAGAGUCUAGGCAAUCCUCUAGCAGGCAGAAGCAGCUGCACGAGCAGCACACUGUCUCCAGCCAGGCUCGCUUCAACACGAGCCAGUCCAGCAGCAGCGCCGAGUUCAGGCAAGCAAUCAGUGGCCAGUCUAUAGACAGAUCGCAGGUCGACUCGGCUCUGACGAAGACGAGCCACCACAGGAAGAACGUGAUCUCUUCGUCGUCAGCAGAUGUCACUAACUCAGUGCUGCACCGUCGAGGUGUCACCACGUCUACGGAAGCUUUGCAUACUAUUUCCUCCACAGCUGCUGAUCAGAAGAAGAGCAUCUCGAAUCUUGCGGAAAGCGGCCAGUACAUCAGCAACUCGAGCCAGAGCAGCGACAGGAAGAGCCUGACCUCUUUGCACAGGAGCAAUAAAGAUGUAAACCCUUGGGCGUCCUCUUCGUACGAACGUCCGCAGAGAAUAGUCAGACAGGAUAACCUGACAGUGGGUGGGAAAUUUUAUUCGCACAGCGAGGCGAAGAAUUACGGCAACUUCAGCAGCCAGAAGGUCGAGAGGGUCCACAGGCAGGCGAAUGUGUCUCACAUCAGUUUAGGGGAUGGGUCCACGGUUACCUCUAGCAUGUAUAGAAGGGAGUACGCGCCCAAGCACAAGGGACCUUGCCCUGCCGCCCUGAUUGAAGCGAAACAGGCGCCGUUCAAGCACACCAGGGACACUCAGAAGCACAAGUUCUACAUGCCAGUUGUCACUAAUUAAGAUUCCAUCACGGCCGUUUGAUUGAGGAUACGGAUAUCAUGAGUCUCGAAAUUGAUUUUUUCUUUUCUUGCUUCUCUUUCUGGUUGAUCUUUUAUUCCAGGAGAAUAAGAAUUAAUUUAGUUUCCUUUUUUCCUGAAUUUGGAAGGUCCAAUCGACUCAUGGAUUUUGCAUUUGACAAUGAUGAAAUUAGGAUCAACAUUUACGCUGCGAGGUUUGACAAGGAUGAUUGAAUGAAUUAUUCGACUUGUGUCUACGUUUUGUUUAAAUUCACUGUUAGAUUACGGAUUUUUGUACCAUCGCGAAGUAUGAACACCUGCGAGAAGCGAUGUUUAAUGAAAUUGAACAGUUUCGUUCUUAAUUUUCGGAUUCAGGAGAAGAAUUUGGAGAAUUCAGUGUUUUUUUUCAAAAUAGCGAUUUUCAAGAAUACACGAAGGAAGUAACUAGCAGCGUAAAGGUUGGAGAAGUUCGAGGGAAUAGCGGGCUAUGAUAAAUUCGCGUCGUUCGAGCGAUAUUCCUUUUCUGAGAGUGUAGAAUCGCGAGCCUACGUAUGUAAAAAUGUGUUCAUACGGGCAGGGUGUAAAAUAAAAGAGAAACAUUUGAACCUGAAAGUUGUUCAAGGAAUCACGCGAACUUCUGAGACGAGGUUUGUACACGUACAAAGAUUUCACGUCUCAGAAGUCGCAGCAAAUAUAAUAUAAACUUGAUUACGUUAACGUAAACUUCACUUUACACCCUGUAUAAAAAAGCCACUUUUAUCCUUUGGGAAAGGAUACGAUCAGACUGCGAAUUACGUACACUUAUAUGAACACGAACACGAUAAAAUCGGAGGUUCGCGUAAGGAAGAAUAAAAUUUCUAUUUCAUAUCGAGUGUAAUGGAUAUCUGAGUAGAUAAAGUAAAUUAUUCUUUCAUAUUUGUUUAUAUUAGUUAUAGAAUACGCGAAUGAGAAUUUUUGCAGUUGCGAAGAGAACCGUCGCAAGCCGCAUACUUUCCAAUUAAAGACACAAGAAUCAAGACUUAUUACAUCAAUCACCUUUCUAAUUUUCAGUCUACAAAUUCUACCGAUUCGAAGAAAAUUUAUUUCUUAUAAAAUUGUUUGAGUUCACGUAAAGUUGAAGUUCAGUAUUCUCACAUUUGUGUUCGCGAGGGAAGAGAAUUCUCUUUUAGUACAUCGAAUGUCGUGGGGGUCAUCGGUGACUCCCAACAAAUUCGAAUUACCAUAGUUCACUCAAUUAAACAAUGAUUAUUUGAAAACAUUUCUGUAUUAUAAGUAAUGCUACCUAAUACGGCGAUAUUCAGCUAAAUGAACGUGCAAUGAUAAUAAUGCAGUUCAAUCGACUGAUUAAAUAUUAUAUUUUUUCCAUUUUCUGUAUUUUGCUCUAUGAAAUCAUGCGGCAUGGAACGUGUUAAAAACGCAGCUUGCGACGCGUUCGGUGCCAAACGAGUGGCAGGUGGAACGUUGGACUGUGAGAGCGCGUAGAUCAAACUCGUUUAAGGUUUCGUUGAUCACUUUAAGCCACGUGUAUUACAAAGCAAUAACUAGAGCUUAAAUCCGUGAUACGAACGGGCCCACGUCCACGGUGACUCGGGCCCGUUCACACUUAGAAUAGGUGGUAGCGUUUCUGUCCGCUUCGAUUUUAUAUUCAAUAUUCUUCUACCCUGCUGGUAAUCGUAUCGCAUCGACCCUCCCACGCUUCCCCUAACACCAUGGAACCCUGCAUUAACAUACAUUCUAAGGAAUAAAAGUUGUAACCGCGUGACAUGGGGUGAACACCCCUGGCUGGCGUCCGUCGUCGAUUAUUAUUUCCGUUCUUUUCUCUAUAUUUUUGUUUCUAUGAUUUAAUUAUUACCUGUUUCGUUGUGUUCUCGAUCGAAUAAAGAUGUUUCGCAAUUAA